Messenger RNA from Ornithodoros turicata, 1980 nucleotides. RefSeq names its product tetraspanin-14-like. The transcript has 5 exons. The record is from RefSeq and is a predicted model, not a curated record. NCBI's taxonomy places the organism in Eukaryota, Metazoa, Arthropoda, Arachnida, Ixodida, Argasidae. Gene Ontology annotation, cellular component: plasma membrane. The coding region runs from base 168 to 1898 and encodes 576 amino acids.
UCAUCCCGAUACCAUCCUCGCGCCAUCCCGCUCGAGGAGCAACAGCCACCAUCCUUUCAGCACGUGCCAAUACAUAGGUUCGCGCAUUGGAAUCUUAGAAGCUUGCCUUAAGAGACAAGCAACGCCAAUCACAUCGGGAGCACAUCCCACUUGGAGAUCCAUUCACCAUGGAAACCACAAAGACCAAGUCUAAACGCAAGCAGAGAAAGACUUCCACGUCCAGCCGUCGUGGACAUGAUGCCGACACGCGUAAGGCCGCCGACGCUACUUCUGCAGGGUCAGGUCCCAGCUGCACCUCUGGUCCCAUGUCGGCCGCAAGUCACGAGACAGUGCCUUUCUUGGACCCCGAUAAGGCAGAUGGCGUCGAGGUAACCACGCAUCAUGGAACCUGUACAUCGCCCAUGAAGACAUCUACGAGGAAGGACAAAACUGGAGAGCUCAAGCCGGGUCCCGAACCUUCACUGAAGAAGCAUCGUCGAAAGAGAAGGGGCACCUUAUCAGACAAGCCUCCGGAGGAGACGGAACACGUGUAUGCAUCAUCGCGCAAGGAGUCUUGCUCCACUCUACCGCCGCCACCACAAAAGGAAAGUCCGAAGGCGUCUGAGCCCCACCUCCCGGAGGCCAUUACUUCGGAACACACAACGUCAAUUAUUCCAGAACUUGUGGGGACAUCCGUGCACCAGGCGCACUCUAGCCCCGAUUUACUACCGUCACCACCGAAGGCCAGUCCAAAGGCGUCCCAGUCGCACCUCUUGGAAGACAACGCUGAAGGAAAUGUUACGUCAGUUCCAUCUGCGCUUGGAACGGAAGCGUCUGGGAAAGAUCCCGUUCUCGAAACAGAGCAGCCUCCGAAGAACCAUGACGUGGCAGCCGGAUUAGAGAGUGACACGGCUCCACAACGAGAACCAUCUCAAGAUCGCACUACCGCAGAGGGGAAAGACCUUCUAUCGACCGGUGUCAAAGAAAUUAGCCCUGGGCCGCUACGGAAGAAUGUGGCGGUGUCGACGGAGAUGCACGUGUCGGAGACCACGGUGGAGCUCGACGUGAACCCGUACGUGCGCUAUCCACUCGUCAGCCUCAACAUCUGCUUUUGGCUCUUUGGCUUCCUACUCAUCAUGGCCGGCCUCUAUGCCUACAUCGACACCUGGAACCAGUCCCAGUAUUCCUCCUUCAGCUCCAGCAAUAACAUCUACAGUGUGAUUAUGGUCCGUGUGGAGAUCACCGUGAUGCUGUUGGGUGCGGCCCUUCUAUCCCUGUCCUUCUGCGGCUGUGUGGGUGCGUUGCGGGAGAACACCUGCCUGCUCAACACCUAUUCCUACUUCAUCACAGCUCUGCUUCUCAUCAACCUCGUAAUGGGAUUGCUCGUCUUCUUCCUGCCCACACAAUUCAAGCGGCUUCUCCGCUCUACUCUCACCCAGAACCUCGUCCUGCACUAUCGCGACAACCCGGACUUCCAACAACUGAUAGACACCAUACAGGAGUACCUGCGCUGUUGCGGCAUAUCUGAGAGAGCCUUCCGGGACUGGGACGAUAAUAUCUACUUCAAUUGUAGCCGAUCCAAUCCGAGCUACGAACGGUGCUCCGUACCCUACUCGUGCUGCAAACGCAACGAGACUGACAGUGUUGUCAGCCUGUAUUGCGGUCAUGGAGUGCUCAACAUGACCGACUACGACGCAUGGUUCAAGGUGAACACAGGAAACUGCUUGGACGCCGCCCACCGUUACAUCCGCGAAAACGUCACCCUCAUCACAGGGCUCUGCUUGGUGAUUGUAAUCAUGCUGGCCUUUGUGCAAAUGGUCACCCAAGCACUCAUUGACGAGAUACUCAUCAUCAGGAAAAUUUAUGACAAAUUCUACGACCGCGUUCAUGACAUUCGUGCCGCAGAGUUCUCAGAGUGAAUGUGUAUCAUCAAUGCAACAGCCAUAUACAAAAUAAGGGAUUACUAUGAAACAAAUACUCAUUAUUUUACCGAAAAUAAAC